AUGCAUUUUCUACACGCGCUUGUCGUCGUUGUUGCGACGUUGGGUAACAAUGUCGAUGCGAUUGCAGAGCGCGGCUUGGAAGCUAAACCUCAACGCGUGUUGAGGGCCGCGACGAAACGGUCCGAUCUAUAUCGAAGAAGCGUUCGCAUUACCAAAAAGUUUGAGACGGAGAUGGCCUAUGUGGAGAAUGAGAAUGCCUGGAGCGAUGCCUCAACUUUUGCUUCCCAGGUCAAGGUCAGCUCACAGAAGCCAGUCUUCGCCCUCGAGGAGCAUGAACAUCACUUGAAAUCCGUCGAUGUCACCGAUGUAUCCUUUGCCGAGGAUGGAGAAGCACUCGACCUAUCGGUCAAGAAGACAACAUGGCGACAGGCCUUUGACCGCAUGAAUGUAACAUUCGGUCACACCACUGACGACCACAUCGUUCGCCGCCAUGCCGAUUUUGCCAUGACCCGGAGCAAGCGCCAGAACAGGAUUGCCAUUCCCCAGAACAUAUCAGAAGACGUCAACACUGCUCUCUUCGACUUGAGUUCCGAGAUAGUCGACAAGACCUUUGCCUCGAAAGAUUUCCUUGAAAUUCUUGGAGCUGUAGUUCCCCUUCCUGAAGACUUGCCCAUCGCCGUCCCCAUUGAAAUCGGCUGCAAGCGAUGUGCUACCACUGGACAGUUGGCACUCAACCAGGGUGCUUUCAACAUUGACCUAUCGCAAAUCGACCUGAUCCCCGACAUCUUCCAGGGCGGUGACGACGGAAAAGAGAUUGCGAGCGUUAUCUCUGGCGGUUUUGUGGAGCUUGUAGCUACUGGUGUAGGUGCACGAUUGGAUCUAUUUGCACGACCAUCUGCCAACGGCGCGUUCGAAAUUGCUCUAAUUCAACUCCCUAUCGCUGGAUUUGUCAUUCCCGGAAUUGGAAAUGCAGGCGCCGUCUUCGAGCCCAGGAUCGCGUUUGAGUUCGAAGUCAGCGGCGGGCUUGAGGUCAACUACGGACUCGAACUCAAUGUGCCAGAGAACUCUAGGCUUCGGGUCGAGCUCACCGACCUCGGUAGCAGCAGUCUUGUUGGUUUCCAGGACACCACUCUUACUGCUCUGCCCGUCACUGUCAACAUUACAGACGUUGACGUUACUCUUGGUCUUGCCUUCAAGCCCACCAUCCCAGUUGGUUUCGACUUCCUCGGCCAGUUAUCAGCGGAGGUCACUGCUACUUUGGACCUACCUCGCCUGGAUGCAAAGCUCUCGACCAACAUUGCUGAGAACUGUGCUAGUGGCGACAACGCCACUAAUCCAUCUGCACCAUAUGCAAACAGCACUACGCAAUUGUCUCCCGAUCUUAUCCAGCUGGGCCCUAUCGCCUUGGUUGAAGCCAACGUCUCCAUUUCCUGCGAUGUCAGCUUUAACGCCUCGAUUCCGAUCCUGCCACCACCCUUCAACUCCGUCGGGGUUGCACGAAACAUCUUCAAGGCGGAAUUCCCUCUUGUCUCGGAAUGCAAAUCGCCAGAGACUGCUUUCGAUAAUUCAUCGGGUAUUGCCAUUCCUGCACCCCCGGUUGUUGCACCCCCGGUUUUACCCAGUGCCUCCGGAACCGGCUUCGACCACCUUAAUGGCCAGCAGCAGCAGCAGCAACAGCGCGCUCACAAGCUCUUAUGUCAAUUCUAA
Messenger RNA from Bipolaris maydis ATCC 48331, 1647 nucleotides. The record is from RefSeq and is a predicted model, not a curated record. NCBI's taxonomy places the organism in Eukaryota, Fungi, Ascomycota, Dothideomycetes, Pleosporales, Pleosporaceae.